UGGCAACGGAGUUGCAACAAUACCAGUUUGUCGUCAUUUGAAGGCCAAUACUUAGCCAUGAAGAAAAUCCAAAUAUGUGCUACUGUCUGUUUCAUUAUGACUGCACUUACCGUAUAUCUCCAUUUGAACUGGAAUACAUUCAGACUUUCACAGGGCUACUUUCCAACAAGAGGAACGACCUAUCUGACAGAGGAGGUAAUGCGUUAUGGACUGGUCAUUGUGCCUUCAUUAUGUGCAAAUGCGAACAAAUCCCGUGUGUCGCUCAACCACGCCCAUAAAGUCUACAGUUUAGGAGAGCAGAUUCAAGUGCAAGUAGAUCUGUAUGAUUUGUAUGGUAACCGCAAGUUAACGGGAGGUGACUUUCUGAGAGUCUGGAUGGAGAACCCAGAGACAGCAGCUUCCGUUUCCUGUCUGGUGUCGGACCACAAUAACGGAAGUUACACUGCUCUGCUCAGAGCCGUAUGGUCAGGAAGCGCUACAAUUAAGGCAUUCAUUGCCACGAGGAGGGAGGAGGUAGUUCUCAACUAUAUGAUAUACCAACAGCAUGGCAGUCUCUGGACGACUUUAGCUGAAUUCCGGGCAAACAAUCAAACAGAUGCAACCGCGUGUUCAGUUAGACAAGAGAAUUCCUUGAAGACAAACGAGUGGUGUAAUUUCACGAAUGAGAACAAUGGCGACAGUUGGUACUGUAAGAAGUCCAAAAUCAAGCAGUUAACAUGUGAUACGUGGUCGCAUUCGUUUAGUGCAAAUGGAAUUAGCUUUCUUCUUAAUGACACUGAGAGAAACAUUAUUGGUUUGUCUGUGGCAGCUUUAAAACAAGAUGUUUUACAGAGUUCAGUGAGGGUGUCAGUUAGAGGAGUUCGGGACACAAUGACACACAAUCAGCAAGGUCACAAGUUGUGA
This is a messenger RNA of Haliotis rufescens (red abalone), 903 nucleotides long. Its product is annotated as NXPE family member 3-like. Bases 58 to 903 code for a protein of 281 amino acids. The transcript has 4 exons. The record is from RefSeq and is a predicted model, not a curated record. Lineage: Eukaryota; Metazoa; Mollusca; Gastropoda; Lepetellida; Haliotidae.